UCCAUCACCUUCAACAAAUGGCCCUCACCAUUGGUUUGGAAUUACAGAUGGAAUCUGACGCGUAGCUUCUCUCUCAUCAGAGUCACCAGCCAUUCCCCCCCAGAAGAUUCAUUCUCUCUCCUCCAUUUCCUCGUACGGAAAAUUCAAUUCCCCCCAACAACCGUUUCUUUCCUUCUGAUUUACUUCCUAAUCAACUCGUCCGCUCCUCCUCGCACCGAAACGGCUAUCCAUACAUACACAUAUUUUAUAUAUAUAUAUAUAUAUAUAUAUAUACACAUCUGUAAUUACUCUGCUUCUCCUUCAACCUCUCCCCUCCACUCGCUAUGCUCAGUUUAGCCUCCUCGCUGAACCUCUUCCGAUCCCGGCAAAGCUCUCAAUAGAUCCCCCCCUUCCCCUUUGCUCGAUGGCCUUGUUGCAGGGCGCCAAUCCGCUGACUCGCGGACCCCACGUUGAGGCUGAUUUCAGCCCUUCAGCGCCGGCGCCGAGGCUUGGGUUUGUCAGCUUCGGUGCGUCGCGGCUCGAGCCCGGGUCCGGCUCCCUUGGGCUGUCCGUCGGUCCCGGGGAGAGAUCGAGCUUUCCGGCGCCUAUCCGUGCCGUCAAUGAGACCAGAGCCGCCCACAUCAACGGCAGAGCUGACGGCGCCCAAGGUGAAAAUCUCGAUCAGAUAUCUCCUGUUGGAAAUUCAGCAAACAUCAAGUGGCACCAGUGUUCAGUUGGGAAACUUGACCGGCAGGAACUGCUCCAGCAGAAAGGGUGUGUCAUAUGGAUUACUGGACUAAGUGGUUCAGGAAAGAGCACUGUGGCGUGUGCUCUAAGUCGGGCUCUUCAUUCUAGAGGAAAGCUAACCUUUGUCCUCGAUGGUGACAAUGUUCGACACGGCCUGAACCGUGAUCUUAGUUUUAAGGCAGAAGACCGUGCAGAGAACAUACGGCGGAUUGGAGAGGUUGCUAAGCUCUUCUCAGAUGCUGGAGUCAUUUGCAUUGCUAGCUUAAUUUCUCCCUAUAGAAAGGAUCGAGCAGCCUGCCGUGCCCUCUUGCCUGAAGGGGAUUUUAUUGAGGUUUUCAUGGAUGUGCCUCUACAAGUUUGUGAGGCGAGGGACCCAAAGGGCCUGUACAAGCUCGCACGCUCUGGAAAAAUUAAAGGUUUUACUGGUAUUGAUGAUCCUUAUGAACCCCCAUUGGAUUGUGAGAUAGUACUGAAACAGACGGAGAGGGACUGCGCUUCCCCCUGUGAUAUGGCGGAACAGGUAAUCUCUUACUUGGAGGAGAAAGGGUACCUCAUGGCCUGAAUAUUUCCACCAAACCAUCCGAAGCCUUUUCUUCUCUCUGCUUGCUGUGUCCUCCAAAUACUGGAUCACUGCUCCUUCCCCGCAUCGAGGAAAUCGCUCGUUUCCUCCUCGUGUGUUCGUCAGUUCCAUCCCAUUCUUAAAUUAAAUUAAUCGAUUGAUUAAUUAAAUUAUAGACGUGGUUUGUUCAAAAUUGCACUAGUACAAAGCUUCCUUGUUUGGAGGCUUUUGUUAGUUCAAAAUGCAUUACAACUGUUGGAUCUUUAGGUAAGGGAGGGACUGCGAAUACAUAUCAAUCAUUGUAUCUUGGAAUAACUGUUUCUUAUGAAUAAAACUUCUUUAUGGAGUACUA
This is a messenger RNA of Punica granatum (pomegranate), 1637 nucleotides long. The record is from RefSeq and is a predicted model, not a curated record. NCBI's taxonomy places the organism in Eukaryota, Viridiplantae, Streptophyta, Magnoliopsida, Myrtales, Lythraceae.